AGUAAGGGGCUGCUUCCGAGAACAGCUUUGCCAGUCUAUUGGAAGGCCAGUGCCAUCAUGUGUCCUCUGGUAGCCAUCUCAAGCCUCAUACUACUUCUGACAGAUGCUGUAGUUUCUUAUACACAAGUGAGUGGAGUGGUGGGUCAACCUGUUACGCUUCUCUGCACCUACUCAACGGCGAAUGGAGCCAUCACGACCAUGUGCUGGGGCCGAGGGGCAUGUCCUAUGUCUCAAUGCUCAGAUGAAAUUAUCCGGACUGAUGGAACCCAUGUCACUUUUCAGAAGAACAUACGUUAUAAGCUAAAGGGAAACCUUUUGGAAGGGAAUGUGUCUUUGACCAUAGAGGAUGCAGUCCAGGCUGACAGUGACCUGUAUUGUUGCCGUGUUGAGCACAGGGGGUGGUUUAAUGAUAUGAAACACACCAUAUCGUUGGAGAUAAAACCAGUAGCUACUUCAUCUUCUCCAACGCAGACAGCAGAAACCCAGCCUACCACCCUUCAGGAAACAAGUACAACUGGGGUAGCAGUGCUCUUUUGCCCAACAGAUGCGAAUGACACUGUGACAGAGUUUUCAGAUGACCCUUGGCAUAGCAAUCAAACUCGUGUGCUGGUGGCACAGAAUGCACGGACGACCAGCAGUGGGGGGCUGUACAUUGGGAUCAGCAUUACUGUCAUGAUAUUGCUCACUCUUUUGGUGGUCAUGAUUAUCAAAAAAUAUUUGAGCACUAGAAAUAAUCAGGAGCAACUCGGCUUGAUUUCAUUUAAUGACCCUCAGACUGGAGCUUUGCAAAGUGCAGCUGAAGUGCAUGUCCGAGCAGAAGACAAUAUCUACAUUAUUGAGGACAAUCUUUACGUCAUGAAUUAAGACCCAGUGGCCGCUAAGGCUUUACGCCCUUGAUUACAGAAGACAGUGACCAAAUAUCACCAGGUUAGAGUGCUUUUAAGCUCCAGGAUGAUUUUUCUGUUGGUUUCACAUGGCAUUCCACAUGGCAGUGAUGUUGGAGAGUGUGACUCUGGCUUGUCUAUGUAAAGUCAACCUCAUCAGUUAAUAUAGUUCUAAUGUUUUAUACUAAAACUGGCUCCAUCUUUCUGAUCAUUGCAGAACUCUCUCCCAAACAAGAAAUGAACACUUUAAAACUGUAUGUUCUCUUUAGACCUUAUGAGUCCUGUAUCCAUCAAGAAUUUUCAUUGGGAAGACAGGAAAAGAACCUCUAUCUUGGUCACCAACGUUCUCAAGAAAAGUGGAAUAGGACUUAAAAUCAGCAAAUCCAAUUUGGAACUUAAAGGACUUCAUUUGGAAGCAUUUUAUGACUAUCUCUUGUUUUUUAUCUUGUAAUUCCAAAUAUUAAGUUUCUCAGGUCCCCCAAGGGUUUAAAAUCACAGGAGUGCACAGGUCUUUAUGUCCCCCAUGUGUGAUUUCGCCAUUAUAGGUAGAACUGGUUUCUCAUGGCUCUGGAAAUAUAAGGUAUUAAGUGCUUUCUCUGGGACCAGGAUGAGUAUUUUAGCAGUUAGAAGCAGCUAAGGGGGUGAGUGGACCAAGCAGAUACCAGGGGAAGAAGAUCAAUUGCCACGUGAUUUAACACAUAUAUGUUAUUUCUGCUAUAUCUGGGUCACAGUUCUAGGAAAUUAUGUGGACAAGUGUCAGGCUCUCUGCACUAGUCUUUUAGAAUGAUACAGGGCAGAAAUAAAUAAAAGGAAAAAGGAAAGGGAAGGAGUAGGGAAAAAGGCUUUCUGCCUUAGAAAAGUUGUGCAAAUAUAGUAGUGUUGUUUGAGAGUGUUACUAGUUUCAACCAAAAUUCUAAAUUGUCCCCAAACCACUUUGAUUUUUAAAAUUGUUUUGGAAGGAUGAAAGGGUUUUUUCAUAUGAAAUCAAUUCCAAUGCUAUUUUUUUUCACAAUUCAAUUAAAUUUUUGGUUUUGCCAAGAGAGUUAAACAAAGGCUAAAGGUAAGGAUAUUUUUAGUCACCAGAAGCAUUUCUACGUGAACAAGGCUGGGUAUUAAUUUCAAUAUGAGUAAAUGCUAAAAUAAAUCAUGCUUGGGGUUCAGACUACUCACACCCUAUUGGUUUAGGAGGUCAGGAUGCUUGUUUUCCAAGGCAACAUUUUUGACACUGUUCUGCAGAGUUCUAGGAAAUUAAUAGGACCUAUGAAUAAAGGUUAUGGGGGCAAAUAGAAUUGUUAAACAUUCUACGUUGGAUUUGUCAGAUGCUGCUGGCCUGAUCUGGUCUAAACAAUUUUGUUCAAACUACAAUGUUUUUCUUUUAAAUUCAAGACAAUGUGCAUAAACACAGGGAUUUCAGAUUAAAGCCCAGAUUUGUAGCGUCUCUGGAAAGACCUGGCAGCAUUUAACUGCAUUACUGUGUAGUCAGGGCCCCGUUCGAUAGCAUUACAUCCCCUCAGCCCCCCAGUUCUUGCUUUUCCUGCACACUCACGUUUGUUACCUGCUUUGUGGCUGUGGGGCUUUGAAUUUAUGACACUUGCUCUCUUCUCCAUACCCUUCCUGGAGACUUAUGAUGGCACAUUAAAGGCUCUGGGAAUCUGGUUAACUUUGUUUGCUCCAUCGUUUCCAUAACUUGUUUGAAACCCAUGAGCACAAUGACUCCUCGCAUACCCAUAUGUGGGAGUGUGGAGGAAGCAGGUGGCACACAGAAUUAAGAAUAGGACCUGAGUUCUAACCCUAACUCUUACCAGCAACACUGGAUGACAUAGGGCAAAUCAUUCCUUUUUUUUUUUUUAAUUUAUUUAUUUUUGUUGUUUGUGAGGAAGAUUGGCCCUGAGCUACCA
Messenger RNA from Equus quagga, 2782 nucleotides. RefSeq names its product hepatitis A virus cellular receptor 1 (gene HAVCR1). The record is from RefSeq and is a predicted model, not a curated record. Gene Ontology annotation, biological process: positive regulation of mast cell activation; phagocytosis, engulfment. The transcript is spliced from 8 exons. Gene Ontology annotation, molecular function: phosphatidylserine binding; virus receptor activity. Lineage: Eukaryota; Metazoa; Chordata; Mammalia; Perissodactyla; Equidae. The coding region runs from base 58 to 864 and encodes 268 amino acids. Gene Ontology annotation, cellular component: cell surface.